UGUUGCCCACCAAUAACAUGGGAGUUUUCACGGCCCUGGUAUGGAUGUUUGGAUGAUGGGGUGCUUUGAAGCAUUGUGAGUGGUGUGGUUUGGUGCGCAGUUAUAAACGCUUAUCGAAAUGUGUUCAAAAAUACUAUUUCUGUCAACUGCAAAAUACCAGUACACAAUUUGGAAAGAAGCAUAGGCCGCAACAUAAUAUCUGCUGAAGAGUAAGGUUGUCUCCAAGCAAUCGGUAUAGGGAAUAAGUAUUAAAGUGACUGGACUUUCGAGGUUUAACUGACAUCUGGAACAAUGGAUCUGCUGGAUAUUUUUGAUAUGUCCAAGACAUUUGAAAGGGUGAUGGUUCCAGGGAGUCAAACCCAAGGUCAUGUUGUGACUUCUGAUGAACUGUUUUCUAAUCCUUCUGAUAUGAAGAAACCUUUUAAGGGUCGAGAUUAUGUAAGACAGUAUCAAAUACAAGAAGAGCAGGAGGUCCUUCAGUCUCUGCAAAGUGAGCAGAAUAUACAGGAGGCAGCAGAAGGCCCUGAUUCAAGCAGCAUGUAUGAUGUGGAAGAACUCACCUCAGUGGGUGCUGGACCAAAUGUUAAUGACCUGUUGCAUGAAGAACUGACACAAGUCUAUAACAACUAUAGCUUUGUCCACAGUGCACAGAAUUCACUGCCUAUAAUGGAUUACAAGGAUAAGAUUGUGUCCAUGGUAGAAACAAACCAAGUAACUGUAAUCCAGGGUGCCACUGGUUGUGGAAAAAGCACUCAAGUGCCACAGUUUAUCUUGGACUCUUGUGUUGGGAAUGGUGUUCACUGUAAUAUCGUCAUAACUCAACCACGACGAAUUGCAGCCAUUACUGUUGCUAAACGAGUAAGUGAAGAGCGCAAUUGGCCGCUGGGAACAUUGGUAGGUUAUCAGGUCGGAUUAAACAAUAAAACAUCAGGUGAUACACGCCUUACAUUCUGCACAACAGGGGUGCUGCUUCAGAAAUUCAUCAAUAAAAGGAACAUGAAUGAUUAUACACAUGUUAUAGUGGAUGAAGUUCAUGAAAGGGAUGAAGACAUGGACUUCACUCUUCUCAUAGUCCGGAAGCUGUUGCGAACAAAUUCGCGUGGUGUCAAGGUGAUUCUCAUGUCAGCAACAUUUAAUGUGCAGAGAUUUUCAGAAUAUUUUUCAUUCCCUGUCCUUGGGAAGUUGGAACCAGCUCCAAUCAUAGAUCUUGAUAAAUCUCACGCUCUGAAAACUUCUUUCAUGAUCAACAUAUACUACUUAUGUCAGAUGGGUGUGCUAGGACCGCUUCCUGAAAUUCGAGAAGAAGAACCAGGCAUUACAGGACAUGGCUAUGAAUUGGCAGUUAAAUUAAUCAAAGAAUUUGAUGGACUUGAGCAACGAAGUGAGAAGACUGAGAAGGGUGCUGUGCUUGUGUUCUUGCCUGGGCUAUAUGAAAUAGAAGAGUUAUACAGUCUGUUGCACAGAACUGCUUUGGCAAAUCACCUUAAAUGGUGGGUGAGACCUCUCCACUCAACCAUCACCACUGAUGAGCAGGAGUCAGUCUUCAAGCUACCACCAGCAGGCUCCAGGAAGAUCAUUUUGUCAACAAAUAUUGCAGAGAGUUCUAUAACACUGCCUGAUAUAGUAUAUGUGAUUGAUUUUUGUUUGACAAAACAAUUGAUAUGCGAUCAAAACACAAACUUCACCAGCCUACAAGUUUGCUGGGCUUCGAAAGCAAACUGUACUCAGCGUGCAGGCCGUUCAGGACGUGUUGCUGAAGGUCGGGUUUACAGACUUGUACCACAGUUCUUUUAUGAUCGAGUUUUGGAUGAUGAGGGUGUACCUGAGAUCUUGCGAUGCCCACUUGAUCGAUUGAUUCUUCAGGCCAAGCUGUUUGAUAUGGGGGAACCUAAAGCCUUAUUGGCUCUCACUUUGGAUCCACCAGAUCUCACCAACCUCGAGAAUUCAAUCCUUUUGUUAAAAGAGACCGGAGGAUUGCUAUCAGAGAGCCAUGGUAUACCAAAUAUCUAUGAUGGCGACAUUACAUUCAUGGGUCACAUAAUGGCAAAACUCCCUGUGGAUAUCCGGAUUGCUAAGCUGAUUCUUCUGGGUCAUAUUUUCAGUGUUUUGGAAGAAUGUAUCAUAAUGGGUGCAGCAAUGUCACUGAAGAGUGUAUUCAGCUCCCCUUUCCAAGAAAGAUUAGCAGCAUACAAUUCAAAACUCACCUGGGCUGAUGGUUCCUGCAGUGACUGUAUUAGUUUCCUUAAUGCCUACAAGGUGUGGUAUUCAAAUCAUGAGAAUGGUUACUUUCAACGUUCAGUUGGAGGUGAGAAGUCGUGGGGAAAGCGUUACUUCAUUCAACUGAAGGCAAUGAAGGAGGUUGAUAUAUUGAUCCAAGAUCUCACUCUGCGACUGAAGAGACUAGGCAUCGCUGCUACCACUGGAUAUGGCAGAGUCAUUUGGACUGAUCUGGAGAAACCACUUGUUCUCAAGGUGGUUAUAGCUGGAGCGUUCUACCCCAACUACUUUGUGAGGGGUGCACAAGGUGGACAGAUUGAUGAGCGUGAAGCAGUUAAGGUUUUGGUUGGCCGAGACCCCUACAACACAGUGUUCUUCAAAAACAUGCCAACCAAUCAGCCAGGAGAGUUGUAUGCUAAGACCAUUAAAAAUUACCUCAAAGAUUGUGCAGAUGAAAUGAAGGUCUCAUUUGAUGGAACCAGCAAAGUGUAUGUUCAGUUUGGGCGUUCUCAUUACCAAGAAGUGGAUGAACGCCGAUUUCAUGCCAGGAUUCCAGGAAGAGUGUCAAUGGCUGUGUACAAGGCUGUGAAACUCCGCCAAUUGAAAAUCCCUUGCAUCUUACAUUUGCUAAAGGCUGAGCACGCAGCACAAAGAGCUGAGCAGUUAGGCUUGUGCACAUAUAAAGAGAAGCCUCUUCUGGGGGAAAGACAACAGGAGCUGUCCAGCAGCACUCUUAAUCCUAAUCUUCCCACUAUAGAUGUUAGCUACAUACAACUACUAAUAUCACAUAUUGUAGACCCAGGUCAUUUUUGGGCUCAUAGUGCUGAUACCAGUUCAUCUCAGCAACAGGUCUGGCUUUUUCAAAAGCUAAAUGAGAAAUCAGACCUAUUGAAACCGCUCACUGAACUACCACAAGUUGGCAAGAUCUAUGCAGCGCCAUACACAGAAUAUUCACAAACCAACUAUUACCGUGCCAGAGUGGAAUCUGUCAGUUCCAGGAAAGGCGAAGGCAAUGUUAUUCAGGUGUUCUUCAUUGAUUAUGGAAAUACAGAAGCAGUAAAGCUUUCUGAUUUGCGAGAUUUUGAUGAUGAAACUAUUAAAGAUGACAUCCUUGAAGUUCCAGCCCAGGCAUUUGAAUGUACCCUAUCAGAAAUUCAGCCAUCUCUCAUCCAUAAUUCACAAGGUCUUUGGACUAAUGAAGCCCUGAAUGAGUUCAGGAGAGUAGUUCAAGGAAAAGUGUUCUAUGGCAAGGUAUACUCUGUGGUGCAUGGAGUAGUAUCUCUGGAGCUGAUCAGACAAAGCCUUUCAUCUAGUCAGCAAGUGAAUAUCAACCACUGGCUAAUUGAGAAAGGUUAUGCUCAGCGAGCAGAUGAAAGCUACCUCUCUAAAGUAAACCAUGAUUUGAGAGUUCUGCAGUCUGGUAUGGAACUCGAAACAAGAAGAGUGUAUGAUGAUCUUCAGUCACAUGAAACAGGGUUCAGCAAAGAUACUUAUCCUGAGCCACCUUCACAGAAAGAAUGCAGGACAAAGGUGACUCUGCGAGGUCCAAAUAGCCCUCUUGAGAUGAAACUGUACAACCUGACACAGGUGGGUAUGUCUCGUGUGGUGAACAUUGAGUGGAACUCUGUCAACUCUGUGCUGCUUGAUACUGAACCACAGGACCCACAUGACAGACUUUUGGUGGCUGCCAAUGUCGGACAGAAUCCACAAGCAGAUCGUUUGACUCUCCACCACACAACACUCAUGCCCAACCUUCAUGGCCUUGCCUCACUUGUGUGUCUCAUCUUUGCACCAACAAUAGAACUGAGGGUCAAUGAGUCAAGGACAAGGUUGAUUGGAGCGUUGUGUGGCCUUGGGUGUGAUAAACUCACAGGACAACCAGUAUUUCGAGACCAUGACAUGGAAGUGGCAUUUGAUACAGAGAUAACAAUAGAAGAUCUUCAGGAAGUGAACCGUUUACGAUACUGGAUGAAUAUUGCUAUGUACACUGAUGAGGGUGAAGAUACUCCAGACAAUGGACCCAGAGAUGUCAUCAAAUGCCAGAAUAAAAUAAAAAAUUUUCUGUUUGCUUUGUUGAAAAAGAAACGGAAGUCUAAGGAAAUAUGUGCAGCCAGGAGGCCUUUCCAAUGGAAUCAGCUGGAUUCCAGGUAUCUCCUUGAUCCCAGUGAGAGCAGGGUGGAUGAUCGAGCAAUAUUCCGACUGCAUUGGGGUGUGGACUUAGAAGAAGAGGAUGAUAGUCACAUAAAGGAAAUGAUGCAACACGUUAAAGACUUACAUUCUAAAGCAGUCAGCUCUGAGCCACUUAAGGAAGUUGUAUGCAAGUUGUGUCAAGUAACAAUCCAGUCAACUCAAGCACUCAGACUUCACCUUCAGACAGCACAACAUAAAGACCAUGAGGAUGAGCUGGCCAGAUAAAUAUGAUUGGCAUCAUGAAUUGUCAAAUGAGAUGAUGGUUUUCAGAAUAUUGACUGUUUAAUUUUGUAUUUGACUUUUGUUUGUUUACUGUAUGGUAUACAGUAGAUAAUUUUUUUAAAGCCCAGAACAUUUUAUUAUUUAAAUAAGACUGAACAAGUAUUUGAUUAUAGCAUAGGUUUGAAACGCUCUGUACCAAGCCUGAUGCUACAGGAUAUACAAGAAUUAUCAGGUUGUUCCACAAAAACUCAAUAACACAAAAGACAUCUGUGUCCAAGACUAGAAACAGAAAGUGUUGAAAAUUAAAUACUUUUACUUGAUGUCCCAUUUGUUAGCACAUGAAUUACAGGCAAUAGAAAAGAUUGUAUCACAGCAGGAUUAGCAAAAAUUUACCUAGCAUAAUCAGUUUCCUGGCAGGAAAAUGAUGUUGAAAGCUUGUCCAGGGGCACAUUUCCAUCAGGAGUGAAUCUCUCUUGUGCCAAACAAUAUCUGUACACUAUCGUAUUUGAUGUUUAACAAAUAGUUUAAUUUUGUCCACUCAUUUAAAGUUGAAACUGAAAAGUUUAUAAGAAUUUUUAUGCUUUCAUUUUGUAUUUGUCUUAUGUACAUUGUGAUAUCAUUGUGAAUGUAUGAUUUAAAAAUGCCCAUGAAUAUUAAGGCACAUUUAUCACAUGUUUAUGAUAAGUAUUGUUGUUAGCUGAUUCUAGAAUGUUAUGUUCAGUAAUACAACACGAAGUGAUGUUACCUUGACAGUACUGGAAGUAUGUAAUGUCACCAUGGAGGCAUAUAUUUAUGGAACAUAGUGGGCUAGUAAGACAUAUUAAGAGACAUAUGUAAGUCUCAGAUUUUAUAAAUCAGACCAAGCAAAAGUAUAGGUCUCAGUCUGAAUGAUGAUUUUUCAGUCAAACUUGCAGAAUAACCAGAUAACUGCUUCUCUGUACUGUAGUUAGCACAGACAACCUGAUCCAUUAGAAUCAUAUUGGUUGACAAGAGUAGCAUAAAUCAACUCUCCCCCUCCCCUCCCACCCCCCUCUCUCUCUCUCUCUCAAGGCAAGAAGGGGCAUGGCCCUUCAGAUUGAAGAAAAGUUUUUGGAUCUGAAAUCAAAAGGGAUAUCUAGCACACUGACGCAUGAAAAUGUUGAUAGGUUCAAAAUUGUGAUCACAGUAAAAAGAAUGGUUUACUAGAGAAUGUUUUCAUUCUCAUCUUCAGUCUCAAAAAAUUUUUCUAGAUGUUCAUGUGAAUUUAAGUUUUCAUUUGGAUGUGUGGUGCUUAUUUAAAAGAAUGUGUACUCUCUGUACAAAUAUAUGAAAAUCCCUUUAUCAUAAAUUGUUACUACUAAUUUCUGCUGUCCAGACUGAUAUGUUCAUUUCAUGAACACACAUAUUGUGUGUGCGUGUGCAUGCAUGUGAGAGAGGGCGGGCGUGCGCACGCGUGUGUGUGUGGAGGGGGAGUUCAACUAAUUUUGUUGAGUUGCACAAUUAUGUGUGUCCUAUUUUGGAGUGUGUUAUAUUCUGAUAAUUGAGCUAAUGUUAGAAUGAACAAAACCUUUCAUCAAAGAUAUCCAUAUAAGCUGAAUGCAGUUUCACGCCAGUUCAAGCAUAAUGUGAAUUAAGAAACAAAUAAUUAUUGUGAAUAACCGUGUUUAGUUGAAGAAUUGAGGUUGUAUGGCUACCACACACAGAUACAAGUAUGUAACUGUUCUGUUCCAUAUUACAAUUGUUUCUAUAUUAAACUUAAAUUUAACAUGUA
Messenger RNA from Cryptotermes secundus, 6379 nucleotides. It is a transcript of the gene spn-E, whose product is annotated as probable ATP-dependent RNA helicase spindle-E. The record is from RefSeq and is a predicted model, not a curated record. The coding region runs from base 292 to 4632 and encodes 1446 amino acids. Gene Ontology annotation, cellular component: intracellular anatomical structure. The transcript is spliced from 24 exons. Lineage: Eukaryota; Metazoa; Arthropoda; Insecta; Blattodea; Kalotermitidae. Gene Ontology annotation, molecular function: zinc ion binding; ATP binding; RNA binding.